This is a messenger RNA of Homarus americanus (American lobster), 549 nucleotides long. Its product is annotated as cuticle protein 21-like. Bases 43 to 441 code for a protein of 132 amino acids. The record is from RefSeq and is a predicted model, not a curated record. Gene Ontology annotation, cellular component: extracellular matrix. The transcript has 3 exons. Lineage: Eukaryota; Metazoa; Arthropoda; Malacostraca; Decapoda; Nephropidae.
CGCAAAGAUCAGUAGUCUCGUCUUGACAACACUACAAGCAACAUGAACACUAAGAUCUUGAUCGUUUUGGCCGUGGCAGCUCUGGCAGCAGCAGACAGCCGCAGCCGGGAAACCUUCUCAUAUGCUGCCCCUCGUACUUACUCAGCGGAGUCCCUUGAGUCUACUGAGGCUAAGUACAACUUCCAAUGGGCCGUCAGUGACGACUCCUCCAGCAACGAGUUCAACCACCAGGAGGCCCGCGACAACGACAACACCCAGGGGUCGUACUACGUGCACCUUCCCGACGGUCGUGUGCAAAGGGUGACUUACCGCGUGGAUGGUGACUCAGGCUACGUCGCUGAGGUCAGCUAUGAGGGUGAGGCUCAGUACCCCGAGUCUGAUGAGUCUCGGGAAUAUGCCCCACCCAGGCGCAGCUACUAUGACUCCAAUGAGUCAAACUAAACACUUGUCUAGUUUACUGCGUUCCUUACAGACCCAAAUUAUUUAUUGAAGAUGAUAUAAUUAUUUAUUCAGCUAUGUUCUUACAUAGCAAUAAAGACAAAGCAAUGA